Molecule: messenger RNA, 903 nt
Organism: Xiphias gladius (swordfish)
Lineage: Eukaryota; Metazoa; Chordata; Actinopteri; Istiophoriformes; Xiphiidae
Gene: bloc1s6
Product: biogenesis of lysosomal organelles complex-1, subunit 6, pallidin
Exons: 7
Coding region: 338-856 (172 amino acids)
Biological process (GO): intracellular transport
Cellular component (GO): transport vesicle; BLOC-1 complex; extrinsic component of membrane
Source: RefSeq, a predicted model, not a curated record
CUGAUCUCCGGGGUAAAUCAUUCACAUUUUUGUCGCAGCAUCCACAUUUUGUUGCACCUGGAACGACAACAACAAACAAAACAAAAAAAAAACUACAAAAUAAAGUGACACCAAAAAAAUCGGGAGAGAGAGCAUAAUUUCCCGUCAAUACAGUCACGUGACGACGCCGGAGUCACAUGACGUUCGUUCGGACGCAGCAACAAACCCGAAAUCUCGGCGACCCGUGUUUCUCUUCUGUCUCUGGUCGGCAGAACUCCACUCCUGGCACCCGCAGGUACUGCUACACGGACAAUAAACCAGGUCAUAAAAGCAGCCUGGGUCAACAGAGUCGCUGCUUAUGGAGGCAGAGGGGAUGGAAGAUGAAGGACCUUCGACCCAGAGUGAAUUUCCACGGAGUGAAGAUCUCCAGUUGGCACCGCAGGAAUCCUUCCACCUGGAGAGCUCAGCCCCUCUAGAGAAUGUGUUCGUGGAUAAGAAUGCCGUGCAAAAACUCACAGAGGGAUUACUCUCUCACUACCUACCGGAUGUACAGACCUCUAAACGAGCGCUUCAAGAGCUCACACAAAAUCAGCUGAUAUUGUUAGAGACACUGGACCAAGAAGUCACCAAGUUCAGAGAAUGUAAUGCCUUACUCGACCUCAAUUCACUGUUUACAGAGGCGAAGGUUUACCACAGUAAACUGGUGAACAUAAGGAAAGAGAUGAUAAUGCUCCACGAAAAGACAACUAAACUAAAGAAAAGAGCUCUGAAGCUGCAGCAACAGAAGCAGAAGGAGGUGCUGGAGAAGGAGCAGCAACGUGAGAAGGAGCUGGAGAGAGAGAGGCAGCUUAUUGCCAAACCUGCUAAAAGAACGUAGGAUCCCCUAUUACUGUAUGCUGCCGUAUUAAAGGACCAUACAGGUGG